GACCGCCCGUUUCCGGUCACGUGGCGCCGCCCCCGGAAGCGGAAGCGGCGGCGAUGGCGGCGCGGCGCGCGGUUGCCAUGGCGCCCUGGGCCCCGCGCUGGAGGGGCCUCAGCACCAGCCCGACCCCCCCCGACCCCCACGCCGAGCUCGGGGUCCGUCCCGGCGCCUCCCCCCAGGAAAUCCGCGCCGCCUUCCUGGCCCGCUGCAAGGAGGUUCACCCCGACGGGGACCCCUCGGACCCCUCCCGCCAUGGCCGCUUCCUGCGCCUGGCCGAGGCCUACGCGGCCCUGAGCGCCCCCCGCGCCCCCCCCCCGGGGCCCCCCCGGGACCCCCCCCCCGGCCCGGGACCCCCCCCCCGGCCCGGGACCCCCCCGAGCGGGGAGCAGGAGCGGCGUUACUGGGAGGAGGAGCGGCGUUACUGGGAGGAGAACCGGCGUUACUGGGAGCAGUUCCGGCCCCCCCGGGGCGCCCCCCGCGCCCCCCACGGGCGGCUCCUGGGGCUGCUGCUGCUGCUGAUGGCGCUGGGGGGGCUGGGCCACGCGCUGGCCUACAGGUACGUGGCCGGCGCCCACGCCGCCUUCCUGGACCGGCAGGACCGGGAGCUGCGCGCGGCCUACGAGAGGGCCCGCAGCCGGUGGGCACGGGGGCAUGGGGGGGGGGGUCUGGGGGGGGGCGGUGGUCGCUCGAGGAUCUCCUGA
Passer domesticus (house sparrow) is the source of this 698-nucleotide messenger RNA. It is a transcript of the gene DNAJC4, whose product is annotated as DnaJ heat shock protein family (Hsp40) member C4. The coding region runs from base 54 to 698 and encodes 214 amino acids. The transcript has 7 exons. Lineage: Eukaryota; Metazoa; Chordata; Aves; Passeriformes; Passeridae. The record is from RefSeq and is a predicted model, not a curated record.